This is a messenger RNA of Nerophis ophidion (straightnose pipefish), 3035 nucleotides long. RefSeq lists its product as uncharacterized. The coding region runs from base 168 to 941 and encodes 257 amino acids. NCBI's taxonomy places the organism in Eukaryota, Metazoa, Chordata, Actinopteri, Syngnathiformes, Syngnathidae. The record is from RefSeq and is a predicted model, not a curated record. Gene Ontology annotation, cellular component: centrosome. The transcript is spliced from 3 exons.
UACAGCAGACAAACUGCUUUACGGUAGACAAAACGUGACUGUUGUUGUUGUGAGUUGGGAGCACGUUUAUGAAAACUGUCUACAAUAAACCCACAUAAAGAAGCCAAGAACUCGCCCUCGAUCAUUCCACAGGGUCCACUUCCGCCUUUGUUUUCACCAAGCAAGAUAUGCACUUUGCCAAAAAGUGUCGAUCGGAGUCAUCUGGCCCCCACGCCAUAGUCUCCAAUUUCUGCGGACUGCAGAUGGAUAGUAAAAGUCCUAAAAGUGAUGACUUCAGGGAAAAAUUGAGCAACACCACUGGGGAGACUGCAUAUUUUGCACCACUGGUGACAGAGAGAGAUAGGACCCGUCAUGUGUAUGUUCCCUCUAAAGUGAGACAAGUAAUGAAAAGAAAACCGGAAAGAACCCUGAAGAGCACUUCUGCAGGCGUGUAUUCGAACCCAUACUCAGCUUUGUACCAAGGAUCUGCUGGAGGCCAGCACAGCGCUCGUAUAAUUACAGGCGACCACGAUGACACAACAUGUUCGCACAAUAUUGACCCUCAUCCUUCUGGGCAUCCUGCAGCCGAACACAGCAAGGUCUCACACAUAAAACUAAAGGUGGGGACCAGUUGUAUUGAUUAUGACAGCAAAAAGGGAGGCCAAGUGCAGCUUGAUGAAAGCCAAACGCCGGCAUCAACAAACAAACAAGACGUCAAGCCGCCACAAAACCUCCCUCGCCCUCGUGUGUUGCCUGGGAUUGCACCUGUUCGGAGAGCUGCUGGCAGUCAACAAGGUGCAGCUGGCAGCCUUCUGGCCGUGCAACGUUCUUUUACACGGACAAAGGCCCAUCAGGACUUCAACAACUCCAUCACGUAUGAGUCACUCGACCUGAGGGACAAUGUGUUCACUGGCAAGAGACACAACUUCUUUGGAAUCAACUGUAAUUACAUACACGGAUGAACAAUUCUAGUCGCCGUCCACUUUGGCACUCCGUCAUUGCCGGAAAUACACUACAAAAACUAUAAUCAAGGCCCAAAAUACUUUUUUCUAGUGAUCUGCCCAUGGAUCAGCACCAAUCCGUAUCGGACGAGUUUUGUAAAAAAGUGUGCGAUCACAAUUACUGAUGAACGCCUUUGGAAGUUGGUAACAAUCGUCAAUCCUCUCUGGAAGCUUUUCUUUAUUUUUUAUUUUGUCUCGGGAAGUCAGAAUUUCCAAGUUCCAAGGUGGAAAUGACCUCCUUGGGUCAGAUGUUCUACUCAAAAAGUCAGAGAGUCCUCAACACCCCCGCCAAGUGGGCUUCAAAGAUGGCUGCUCUGAGUGAAAACAAUAAUAGAAUGUUCUUAAUAUUUGUUAGUCGCACGCCUGACUUUUUUUUGUCACACUAAAUCAGCGUUAUAUGUACAAUGUAUUGUUUGUAAAGACCAAAAUCGGGUAUAAGGGACAUCUUAUUUACAAAACCUGUUUCCAUAUGAGUUGGGAAAUUGUGUAAGAUGUAAAUAUAAACGGAAUACAAUGAUUUGCUAAUCCUUUUUAACCCAUAUUCAAUUGAAUGCACUACAAUGAUAUUUGAUGUUCAAACUCAAAAACGUUAUUGUUUUUUUGCAAAUAAUAAUUACCUUAGGAUUUCAUGGCUGCAACACGUGACAAAGUAGUUGGGAAAGGGCAUGUUCACCACUGUGUUACCUCACUAUUUCUUUUAACAACACUCAAUAAACGUUUGGGAACUUAGGACACUAGUUGUUGAAGCUUUGAAAGUGGAAUUCUUUCCCAUUCUUGUAUUAUGUAGAGCUUCAGUCGUUCAACAGUCCGUGGUCUCCGCGGUCAUAUUUUACGCUUCAUAAUGCGCCACACAUUUUCGAUGGGAGACAGGUCUGGACUGCAGGCGGGCCAGGAAAGUACCCGCACUCUUUUUUUUACGAAGCCACGCUGUUGUAACACGUGCUGAAUGUGGAUUGGCUUGGCUGAAAUAAGCAGGGGUGUUCAUGAAAAAGACAGCGCUUAGAUGGCAGGAUAUAUUGUUCCAAAAACUGUAUGUACCUUUCAGCAUUAAUGGUGCCUUCAAUGAUGUGUAAGUUACCCAUGCCUUGGGCACUAAUGCACCCCCAUACCAUCACAGAGGCUGGCUUUUCAACUUUGCGUUAAUAACAGUCUGGAUGGUUCGCUUCCUCUUUGGUCCGGAUGACACGAUGUCAAAUAUUUUAACUUGCACUUACAGAUGUAGCGACAAACUGUAUUUAGUGAAAGUGGUUUUCUGGAGUGUUCCUGAGCCCAUGUGGUGAUAUCCUUUAGAGAUUGAUGUCGGUUUUUGAUACAAUGUCGCCUGAGGGAUCGAAGGUCACGGUCAUUCAAUGUUGGUUUCCGGCUAUGCCGCUUAUGUGGAGUGAUUUCUCCAGAUUCUCUGACCCUUUUGAUGAUAUUAUGGACCGUAGACGUUGAAAUCCCUAAAUUUCUUGCAAUUGCACUUUGAGAAACAUUGUUCUUAAACUGUUUGACUAUUUGCUCACACAGUUGUGGACAAAGGGGUGUACCUCGCCCCAUCCUUUCUUGUGAAAGACAGCAUUUUUAGGGAAGCUGUUUUUAUACCUAAUCAUGGCACCGACAUGUUCCCAAUUAGCCUGCACACCUGUGGGAUGUUCCAAAUAAGUGUUUGAAGAGCAUUCCUCAACAUGUAUCAGUAUUUUUUGCCACCUUUCCCAACUUCUUUGUCACGUGUUGCUGGCAUCAAAUUCUAAAGUUAAUGAUUAUUUGCAACAAAAAAAAAAGUUUAUCAGUUUGAACAUCAAAUAUGUUGUCUUUGUAGCAUAUUUAACUGAAUAUGGGUUGAAAAUGAUUUGCAAAUCAUUGUAUUCCGUUUGUAUUUACAUCCAACACAAUUUCCCAACUCAUAUGGAAACGGAGUUUGUAGGAUGGACGAGUCGUCCGAGAUUCUUUUUUUCUAAGGCUGUCCAAAAUGAUGAGAGGUGACUAAAAUUUAAGUUUAACAAUUUACUCUACAAAACAGGCGUGAUGGAGAGAGAGAACCGAGCUAUAUAAAGGCACAGUCCCUCAAAUGGA